Messenger RNA from Portunus trituberculatus (swimming crab), 795 nucleotides. RefSeq lists its product as uncharacterized. Gene Ontology annotation, cellular component: membrane. Lineage: Eukaryota; Metazoa; Arthropoda; Malacostraca; Decapoda; Portunidae. Gene Ontology annotation, molecular function: ligand-gated monoatomic ion channel activity. The record is from RefSeq and is a predicted model, not a curated record. The transcript has a single exon. Bases 511 to 786 code for a protein of 91 amino acids.
AGGUGAGAGACGAUUCAUUCCCACAUACACAUGGCCGUUUUGGAUGGAAUCUGGUCUAACCAAACCAAAGCCUCAGGAUAAACAAUAUUUCUCCUUUACAUUGCUACAUCUUGGUUCCAGACAGUAGACUUCGGAGCUGUACCCUUCAUGAUAUCACCUGUACGGGCAGAAGCUGGUGACUAUACCUCGGCAAUCUGGACUGGAAACAUGAAGAUAGUUAGUGGACUUAGCGGGCUACAGAUAAACCCAUGGGGCUUCCUGCUGCCGCUCACGCCCCUAGUGUGGGCAUCCACAUUGGCAGCUUUGCUAGGAGUGCUCACAGUAUUGUUGUUUCUUACCUCGUGUCUGUCCAGGAAAACAAAGAGCUGCGGCGGCUGGUCCGCCAACACCUCUAGUUCUGUGCGCGUCCUUCUGCAACAAGGUGAGGCCUAGGGGACCGUGCUCCCCCAUCCUGCCACGGGCUGGCUGGUAUCUAGAAGAUAUGUGUGUUCUCAGAGAGCAACAGUCGUAAUGAAGACUAACUCUGCCUCACUCACUCACGACGCAGACGUGGUGUGGCCCGCGCAGUGGUGGUGGUGGGAGCGUCUGGUGUUGGGGCUGUGGAUGCUGACCACGCUGGUGCUGACCAAGAGCUACGCCGGCAACCUCAUGUCCCUGUUGGCCGUGAGACACGUGCCGCAGCCCUUCCAGACACCAAGGGAUGUUCUCGACGAUCCUCACGUCGCCAUGAUAUGGCAGAAGUAUUCCAAGAAUGAACAAUUCCUUCGCGUGAGUGAAUUUACUUAGGUGAAGUAA